AUGAUAGUGCUGUAUUGGAUCAACGGUGACCCUAGGCGUUGGAAGACAUUUGUCUCAAAUCGAAUUGGAGCAAUCCUGGAGGCAAGCUCGCCAUCGCAGUGGAGACAUGUUCUUACGCAAGAAAACUCAGCAGAUUGUGCUAGACGCGGACUCACCCCUUCCCAGCGGAAACACCACACGCUUUGGUGGAACGGACCACAUUGGCUGCAGCUUUCAGAGGAGCAUUGGCCAGUCAAUCCAGUUCAGUCCCCAAAAUCAGAACUUAUUUCAGGAGAGCAAUCCUUAAAGCACAUCGGAGCCCACAUUUCCUACGUCAAACGAUUCAUUUAUAAUACUCGUCACAAAAAAGCGGAUAGACUCACCGGUCCUAUUCAGGUAUCUGAAUUUCAACAGGCUUUGUUCGCACUGGUGCGGAUGGUUCAACAAGAAGUCUAUUCGGAAGAAUUAUCAAGACUACGAUCCAACAAAUUUCUAUCCAAACACAACAAACUCAGCCAGCUAUCACCGUUUCUCGACGAUGAGGGGCUCAUGAGAUUUAAAGGCAGACUUAAAAAUGCUUUGCAGCUCUCCAUAUCUCAACGCACACCAAUAAGCCUUCCAAAGGCCCACCACCUGACGAUUUUGGUUAUAAGGAACGCUCAUCACAACACCUUACAUGGCGGUGUGCAACUAACUUUAUCUACAAUUCAUCAAGUUUUCUGGAUCGUCAACGGUAAACAGGCAGUAAAAAGGAUUCUGCGACAGUGCGUAACCUGUUUCAGAUUCAGAGGUCACACUUGCUAUAAAGCAUACAUUGCAGUUUUCAUUUGUUUAGCGAGCAAAGCGAUUCAUUUGGAAGCAGUCACGGGAAUGUCGGCACAUCAUUUUCUGUGGGAGCUGCAGCGCUUUAUCGGCUGUGGAACCAACUUUAUCUCAUCUGACAAGUCUCUAAAGCUGUGGACCAAUGAAUUCUAUAAAGGAAUUGAAGAGACAGUAGUUCCUGAACUUACUCGUCGAAACAUUCAGUGGCAUUUCAAUCCUCCACAUAGUCCAAACUUUGGAGGACUCUGGGAAUCCAACGUAAAAGCUGUUAAAUGA
Molecule: messenger RNA, 1077 nt
Organism: Drosophila biarmipes
Lineage: Eukaryota; Metazoa; Arthropoda; Insecta; Diptera; Drosophilidae
Exons: 2
Coding region: 1-1077 (358 amino acids)
Molecular function (GO): nucleic acid binding
Source: RefSeq, a predicted model, not a curated record